This is a messenger RNA of Monosiga brevicollis MX1, 303 nucleotides long. RefSeq lists its product as uncharacterized. NCBI's taxonomy places the organism in Eukaryota, Choanoflagellata, Craspedida, Salpingoecidae. The annotation marks the transcript as partial. Gene Ontology annotation, biological process: signal transduction; regulation of GTPase activity. The record is from RefSeq and is a predicted model, not a curated record. Gene Ontology annotation, cellular component: cytoplasm. The transcript has 2 exons.
AACGACGUUCACGUGGCCACGGGCUUACUCAAGCUUUAUUUUCGUGAAAUCAGCGAGCCUGCUUUCACUGACCAUCUCUACCCCUCAUUCAUCAAAGCUGGGCACACCUCGGGUGAGGAACGAUCUAGCCAAAUUCAGGCCCUGUGUCAAGAGCUGCCGCGCAGCCACCGCAAAACGCUGGCUUAUCUAUUCCGGCACUUGCAACGCGUGGCUCAGCACAGCAGCCUGAACAAGAUGCAGUACAACAAUCUGGGCAUCGUUUUUGGGCCCACGCUCUUGCGUGAGUCGGAGCCUAGCUUGGAC